GCCACGUACAGGUCGAGUCACUUCCGGAUGUGUAGUGCUGUACGGAGCUAGUUCACUGGAGACUGGUUCUGCCAAAAUACUGUAUACCGCUGCGGGAUCUACAGCCUAAACGCCAGUAUGAAUGGCCAGCUAGACCUGAGUGGGAAGCUGAUCAUCAAGGCUCAGCUGGGCGAUGACAUCCGCCGUAUCCCCAUCCACAAUGAAGACAUCACUUACGAUGAGCUCCUGCUCAUGAUGCAGCGCGUUUUCCGCGGCCAGCUCCAGAGCAGCGACGAAGUCACCAUCAAAUACAAGGACGAAGACGAUGACCUUAUCACUAUCUUUGACAGCUCCGAUCUGUCCUUUGCCAUCCAGUGCAGCAGAAUAUUAAAGCUCACACUGUUCGUGAAUGGGCAGCCACGACCACUGGAGUCAUCUCAGGUUAAGCACCUGCGCAAGGAACUGAUCCAGCUGAGAAACAAAAUCAACAGCUUGCUGGACAGCCUGGAGCCACCGUCAGAGCAUGCACUGGAGAACAGCAACCCUGAGACCGAAUGUGUGGAAACUGUAGACACAGCAGCGAAGCAGGCUCCUCCGGUCAGUGCUGCUAGCAUGUCUGCCUUUGACCCUCUGAAGAACCAAGAAGAGGUCAGCAAGAACGUCAUCUCAGCGUUUGGAUUGUCUGAAGAGGCUGCUCCAGUCCCAGUCCCAGUCCCAGCAAUAGCUGCAGUGGAAGAGCGCUCUGGUACUCCUGACAGUAUUAACUCAUCCUCCUCUGCAGCUCAUCCUCCUGCUGGAGCUCCUCAGGGUGCCCCACCUUACGCAGGGGUACAGCAGUCUCCUGCCACCACAAUAGAUGGUCAGAUGUAUCAGCAGUAUCAAGCUCCAGGUGGAUAUCCUCCUCAGCAGCCAGCCGCUCCUCAGCAGCAGUAUGGCAUGCAGUAUCCUGCAGGUUAUACUACUCAGCCUGGUGGACCUCAAGCCCCUCCACCUCAGCAACAGUUCCAGAAUUACCCCACCCCUACAUCUCAGGCUGCUGCUCCUGGCUCCGCCCCUGGAUUUAGUGCCCAGGCACAGGCCCCGCCACCUCCCCAACCCCAGCCCCAGCCCCAGGGUGCAGGCCAGUACCCGCCACCUCAGUUUCCCGCUCAGCCCUACACCUCCCAGGCCUCCCAGCAGCCAGCCAACUAUAGCCUUCCACCCGCCUCUCAGCAGGCCCCAGGGUAUCAGUCUCGUCCUGGGUAUACCCCGCCCCCAGGUGUGACCCCUCCCCCAGGGGGUUCCAAUCCCUAUGCCCGCAACCGCCCCCCUUACGGCCAGGGCUACACCCAGCCUGGCCCCGGCUACCGGUAAAAUCCAGCUUUAGCACUAGAGCAGAACGGAUCAGACCCUGACGACCCGCGUUAAUGUUGUGUGUAAAGAUGCGUGAGUGAAUGAGAGAAAUUGAAGCUGUGAGUGGUUGCACAGAUGAGACCAAACGGUGUAGGAGUUGAGAGCUGUGUGAGAGAGUCUUAUUGGGGUGAGAACAACAUGUGCAUGUGUGUUUUGUUGUGUUUUGGCGUGAGUAUGAGUUUUAUUUUAACACUUGUCUACUCGUUGGUGUUAUCGUGUGUUAAAUCAUGCGUCAGCUUUCUGUUGAAACACUAGAUAUAAUCACAGCUGAUGGAAAUUACAUUGUUUAAUUCUCUUAAACCCCCCCCCCCCCCCUCCCCAUUCUCUCCUUUUCAUCAUUCCCUCUCUCCUGGUUUUUACUAAUAACUGACUGGCCCUCUGCAGUGGCCCAAGUCAUUCUGUAUAAACUUGUAACAUUUGUUUUCUGGAGGUGAAUAAAGACUUUAAAACUAAAAA
Molecule: messenger RNA, 1827 nt
Organism: Clarias gariepinus (North African catfish)
Lineage: Eukaryota; Metazoa; Chordata; Actinopteri; Siluriformes; Clariidae
Gene: tfg
Product: trafficking from ER to golgi regulator
Exons: 8
Coding region: 118-1332 (404 amino acids)
Biological process (GO): endoplasmic reticulum to Golgi vesicle-mediated transport; COPII vesicle coat assembly
Cellular component (GO): endoplasmic reticulum exit site
Molecular function (GO): identical protein binding
Source: RefSeq, a predicted model, not a curated record